Molecule: messenger RNA, 1404 nt
Organism: Cladocopium goreaui
Lineage: Eukaryota; Dinophyceae; Suessiales; Symbiodiniaceae
Source: the annotation of a GenBank genome assembly
AUGUCAGCGGAGACUUGCGCACACAUUCAGCUCCCUGUUGUGCAAAGCAACACCUCUCCUGCGGCUGUCUUGAAGAACAGGCGCAAAAUCGAAGAUGCUUUGGGUAGUGCGUCCUUGGACGUUCUCAACUCUGUCACGCAGUUGUACGACAAGUCUGAAGCCAGGAGCAACGACAACCGAAAGACAGUUCAACCAGCCAUGGUAGUGACGUUCACAGCACACCAUGCGAACCCCUGGCACCAGUCCAAUGCGUUUACUACUGGCACGAUUGGGCCCGCGAAACUGAUUGCAGUCGCCAAUAUGCUCGGUGUUGAUCGUGAACAUGGACCGCCAUCUGUUGGAGCCCGUACUGAGCAGCAGGCCGAAUUUGCCCGUGCCGCCCUUGAACGUUUGUUGGCACUUCGGAAGCCAGAGGUCCACUACUAUGGCAUGCUGCGUGAAGAGCAAGAGGAUGUCAAGACACAGCUUGGAACUCAGCUCUACAACCACUGGGACCAAUCGUCCGAAGCUCCUCCGAAAGUGCGCCCGCGUGAAGCGCUUGAAGCUCCAGUCUUGCAGGCUUUGGCGUGGAACAAUGGCGAGGUCCACUUCCCGGACCAGUUGCUAAACAAGUUCCCCGCCAAUUCUCAGGAGCGAUCAGACAUGCUGAAAAUCAAACAUGAGCUGGCAGACUUCUUUCGAUCAAGCAUGCCCGUUGUGAAGAAGGAGGAGCUUGAAAGCUCGCCUGCAGCCAAGCCAGGGACUGUGCCGGCUGUUAGUCCGGGGAGAGGACCUGCCCCUCGUGCUGUUGGUCGCCCUGAUUGGUCAAUCGAGGACGGCGCGAGGCCUGUGCAGUGCGAUGCUCCUAUCCGGUUGGAACAUGUCCCGGCAGCAUCCUUCGGAGUUACCAGGUUGGCGCAGACGGCCAUGACCAAGAACAAGCCCACUUUGGUUGUGUCCUCCACAUUCGAACUUUGGGUUGGCAAUGAAGGAUAUGACGAAAUCACAGUGACUCGUGACAUAAUGGGCUUUCACAAGGGUGAUUACAGCGAGAAGGUGGUGGCAGGCGACGGUUCUGGUGAGCGGAAUGCCGUGUGCUUCCGCUUGCUGAGUGACAAGGACAUUGUCUCCCACGAAAAAGUUUUCAUGAGCUUGGCAGACUAUUUCCAUUUCUUGUCGGCAACAAAGGGCGUGGCUGAAGUGGAGCUUAUGAAUCAUGUGAUGAAGCAGAAAACGUAUCCAGAAACCCCCGCGGCAGCGGAUGGAGACGACACACAGUGCCAGACGGAUCCUUUACCUGUACCUUACCGGUACAACCUGACCGCUUUGAAGUCCGGACUUUGCACCGUGUUCAAACCUGCUGCGUUGUCUUCUGACGAAGCAGGCGAAAGUAAGACAGUGAGGCGGGGGUCAGAACAAAUCUGA